Molecule: messenger RNA, 1606 nt
Organism: Gekko japonicus
Lineage: Eukaryota; Metazoa; Chordata; Lepidosauria; Squamata; Gekkonidae
Gene: USP35
Product: ubiquitin specific peptidase 35
Exons: 4
Biological process (GO): protein deubiquitination
Cellular component (GO): nucleus; cytosol
Molecular function (GO): cysteine-type endopeptidase activity; cysteine-type deubiquitinase activity
Source: RefSeq, a predicted model, not a curated record
CUUCAGGCGCUCGGUGCUCAGUUUGGCAGAGAACAACUCCCAGCCCUUGAUGGCAAAACUCCAGUGGCUGUUUGCUUUCCUAGAGCACAGUCAGCGGCCGGCCAUCUCCCCCGAAAACUUCCUCUUGGCUUCGUGGCCUCCCUGGUUUACUCGCGGGGCGCAGCAAGACUGCUCCGAGUACCUCAAGUACCUCCUCGAUCGGUUACACGAAGAAGAGAGAACAGGAAGAAGAAUUUACCAGAAGCUCAAAGAGUCCACCUGGAUACCUCAAGCCGACCAACGGCGCUCCACGAACAAGACUCUGGUUGAAAAAAUGUUCGGUGGCAAAAUCACGACGAAAAUCCGUUGUCUGAAGUGCCUAAAAGUCUCUUCAAGAGAGGAAGCCUUCACGGAUCUCUCACUGGCUUUCCCGCCAGCAGAUAAGCACGUGCCUAUACCCAACGGUACCUCGGUUUUGCCUGUAGAAGAAAUGGGCCCACAAUCACUUCAGCCCAGUGCCGAAGCUCCCACGGUGGCGAUUGAUUUGCCAAGGAGAUCAGGGAAGCAUCACGCAUCUGGCGAAAAUCCCUCCAAAAUGUUGCCGGUUGAGACUCUGAGACCAGAAGGGCAAGAGACAUCUCUCCUUUUCAGGUCUGAGAGGGACACGGUUGGCGCGAAGUCUGACAAAGACGCGGUGCUCUCCUCAUGGAAGCAAGGGUGCGGCACGGGGGCCUCCAGAUCCGUCCCUGACUUGAUAAAUUAUUUCUUAUCGCCCGAGACACUGACGGCAGAAAACCGGUAUCACUGUGAGAACUGCGCCUCCCUUCAGGACGCGGAGAAGCUGGCGGAACUUACCGAAGGGCCUCACUACCUCAUCCUCACCCUGCUGAGGUUCUCCUUCGACCUGAGAGCCAUGAGGAGAAAGAAGAUCCUCGACAACGUCUCGGUCCCGUUGGUGUUGAAGCUACCUGUCCUGACAUCCACCCAGGAACUGAGCGACCCCAGCCCGGCAAGGGGCACUGGGCCCGCUGCGCCAUGUGAGGGCUUUGCGUCCGUAGUGUACGACCUCUGCAGCGUGGUGGUACAUUCCGGAGUAUCCUCAGAGAGCGGCCAUUACUACUGUUACGCCAGGGAGUGUGAAGAUGCCCCUGUGGGAAGCGACCCGAAGAGCGCCUCGUGGAAGGCCCCCUCAGAAAAGCCGCUGGACGUUGCGAUCCAAUGGUACCUUUUCAACGACACCAGGGUAUCGUUUUCGUCUUUCGAGUCAGUGAGCAAUGUGACUUCUUUCUUCCCCAAGGACACGGCCUACCUGCUGUUCUAUCGACAGAGGAUGACGAAGCCAAGAAACACAGGGCAGGAGACUGCCGCCGAGGCCGGUUGGGUAAACGGAGACUUGUCCUCUCCCAAUAAAGACCUGAUGGAAGCCAUUGCUAAGGAUAGCAUCCUAUACUUGCAGGAGCAGGAGAAAGAAGCGCGGAGCAGAACGGCCUACAUUUCAGCGCUACCCAAAUCCCCCCUGUGGUGGAAAGACUUUGAAGGGGAUAAUGAUGAAGAUGACUCUUCAGGGGGGUGCGGUCACGCUGCCGGAGGAGGUGGACCGAGCUCCUUCCACGGACUUGUCUUUUAA